Messenger RNA from Oncorhynchus keta (chum salmon), 1783 nucleotides. Its product is annotated as histone H3.v1-like. The record is from RefSeq and is a predicted model, not a curated record. Lineage: Eukaryota; Metazoa; Chordata; Actinopteri; Salmoniformes; Salmonidae. The transcript is spliced from 4 exons. The coding region runs from base 347 to 1783 and encodes 478 amino acids.
AGCAGGGGAGCAGUUGUUACGAAAUGUCACUGCUGCUCUGACGCAUCAUAGUAACCAGGAAGUGGCAGCACAACAGGUGUUCAAGGGAGCAACUCUGGCUCCGCCCCUGGCGACAGUCGCCAAGGAGCCAGCUAAUCAGGUCAAGGCAGAUCUCCUUGGCUCUGGCUGUGUUGUAGUGAAAGAGCAGGCGGGUGGAGAGAGAAAGGUGGGAAAGAGGGAGGGAGACAACAGGCAAACAGGUGGAGAGAGAGGGCAGAGAGCGAGUGGACUUGGCACAGCGGGUGAGGCAGACAGGAAGAAAAAAGAGAAACGGAGCGAAGAAAAGAGGACAAACUCUGGGUUGUUGAUGUCGAGAGACAGUCACAGCAAAGCUUCCAAGAUGAAGUUGGGAGGGGACUUGUUCGAUGACAGCCAGAGUGACAGUGGCGUAUCUGCCGACUUCUCCCCUGGUAGUACUGUGGAGCUCCAAACCACCACCCCCACCCUCACCUCGCCUCCGGCCGACGAGACCCCCAUCGAGAGGGAGAUCCGUCGGGCAGUGCAACGUGAGCAGUCCCUCAGGAGAUCCAGGGGCCUCCACAACAAUCCUCCCACCCAGGAAUAUGUGGACAUCCCCCUAAGGAAGUCAGUCUUGACUGAGACCCUGCCUUCCAAGUCGGACAAGAGCCAGGGGGGGAAGGACCGUCUGUUUGCGGGGAAGAAGAUGCAGAAGGAGAUCAGUGUAGAGACCCAGAGGGAACAGGUCCUGGUUCGACUAGGGAAAGUUAGAGGUUCCUAUGACAAGGGGACAGUACGCCAGCUCAAGGAAAGGAAGAAGUUAUUCGAAGCUUUCCAGGAGCCCAAGGAGACAUCCUCGAUGAUACUGUCCCAGAGCAAGGCACCCUCCUGGGCUUCGGCGAGUGACCUCUCCACCCUGGAGAUCCAGGGGAACGACGCAUCAUCCGUGUCCUUUGUCGGAGGCUCGUUCGGGGAGAGAAGACGUAGUAGCCUGGAGCUGAUGUCCCAGACCCAGAACCAGAGCCCCUCCGGAACACCUAAAGGCAUCACCUACACCCCUCAUGGGGCCCCUGUCCCCCGGGGCCCCACUCUCUCCGAGAGCGCCGGGGGCCAGAUAAUCAUCCUGGAUAACCACCACCACCUGGUUCUCCCCACUCCGGCCCACGUCCACCACGUCUCCAAGCCCCUCAGGCACUCCCACAGUACGGGCACGCUCACCGAGACACAGGGCCUCACCGUGGUCGACUCCGCUUCUAUAUACUCCUCAACCAGUGCAUUCAGCGGAGAAGAGAGAAGGGGGUUUUGGAGGGAUGAGGAUGGAGGGAGGAUGGAUCAGGAGGAGGAGGAGGAGGAGGAAGAGGAGGUUCCAAAGGAGAACCCCUUCUUCAAGCUGCGCUCCUCAUCGGUGUCUCAGGACAAGGUGGAGCAGGAUAUCCGGGAAGCCAGGGAGAGAGAGAAGGAGCUGCGGAGGCAGAGGAGCAGUCUGUACAGGGAAGGAGGAGGAGGAGGGGGGAGGCCAGCCAGUAGGGAGGUACAGAGUCCCACUUCUCCUCCUCCACCUCUACUACUACAGAACGGACUGGUGACCCCUGAACUAUCUGUUACCCCCUCAUCGCGGACAGCCUCUGCAACACCAACAGCACGACAGUCUCUUGGGAAGCUGGGCAUGUGGCCUCCACCACAGACAGAUGAGUAUCCGGAUAGCCAAUCAGAGGGCCUCCAGAGCCCACGGACCCCAGACAGAAGACUCCUCUCCUGCAGCGCUGGGAGCCGGCCAGUUCUUUAA